Messenger RNA from Coregonus sp. 'balchen', 8976 nucleotides. The record is from the annotation of a GenBank genome assembly. NCBI's taxonomy places the organism in Eukaryota, Metazoa, Chordata, Actinopteri, Salmoniformes, Salmonidae.
AUGCCUGAGUGUGUAAAUGGAGCCAACUCCCUGUGAACUGAGCCUAUGCAGAAUUAGACCCACACAGAGGGCAGGAUCGGUUUCCUGCCUGCUCUGAUGUCAGCCCAGGUAAAGACUAGGGAGGAAGGCCUGAUGGAUAUAUUCUAGUGACAACAGGAUUCUCUUAUAGAGAGGGAUAUGGAAGGCAUAUAAUGGCCGGCAAGAUGAAGCCUAGUCCUGGAAUAAAAAAACGAUCCCAAUUGAGAAUCUCCGUUACUCCAGGACUAGGCGUAAUUGGUGUCUGGGAAACCGGCCUUAAGGGUAUACUUAAGCGAUAAGGCCCGAGGGGGUAGAUGGCCAAUAUACCAUGGCUAAGGGCUGUUUUUAUGCACGAUGCAACACGGAGUGCCUGUAUAUUAAUCUACAGGCACUCCGUGUUGCCUAAAAACUGCCCUUAGCCAUGGUAUAUUGGCCAUAUACAACACCCCCUCGGGCCUUAUCGCUUAAGUAUACCCUUAAGGCCGGUUUACCAAACACCAAUUAAGCCUAGUCCUGGAGUAACGGAGAUUCUCCAUUGGGCUUGUUUUUAUACCCUUAGCUGUCACCCGAGGUGCCUUAUUACAUUUACAUUUACAUUUACAUUUUAGUAAUUUAGCAGACGCUCUUAUCCAGAGCGACUUACAUUAUGAGUGCAUACAUUAUUUUUUUCAUACUGGCCCCCCGUGGGAAUCGAACCCACAACCCUGGCAUUGCAAACGCCAUGCUCUACCAACUGAGUUACAUCCCUGCCAGCCAUUCCCUCCCCUACCCUGGAUGAUGCUGGGCCAAUUGUGCGCCGCCCCAUGGGUCUCCCGGUCGCAGCCAGCUACGACAGAGCCUGGAUUCGAAACAGGAUCUCUAGUGGCACAGCUAGCACUGCUAUGCAGUGCCUUAGACCACUGCGCCACUCGGGAGAUUAUUGCUAUUACCAAUGUAAUUAGAGCAGUAAAAAUACUUGUUUUGUCAUACCCGUUGUAUACUUUUUGAUAUACCACAGCUUUCAGCAUUCAGGGCUCGAACCACCCAGUUUUUAAUUGGUAUUAGGGAGGGUGACAAAGGGUUGGUGCCAAUUAGGGUUGUCAGUUAUUGGAGGCCUACUUGUUGUGGGUGUUGGUUUGUGAUUGAGAUUGACUUGAAGACUCAUGACUACAAAUGAAAGUAGUCCCGGAGAAGUCUGUUUAGGGGUAAGGGGGGUAGGAGAUUUCAUUUUUGUGUCUUUAUCCCAUUUUAAAACACUCAGUAACUUAUAUUCUAGGUGUGGGUAUACCCAUAUGGGUUUCACCUGCCAUGAGUUUAUUUACACAUUUGUUUGAGUAUAUUUUGUUCCUUCUCUCCCUAGGCCAGGUGAACAAAUCUUCCCCAAAGAAGCCUCGGAGCCGAAAUAUCUUCAAAGCGCUCUUCUGUUGCCUCCGAGCACAGGAUGCCCCUCAGCCUCCACCCCCUGCCCAGGAUACCUUACUCCCUCCUGAGGACAAUGGGACGAUCGCCAAGGUAACACAAACACCUGUCAACCAGCCACUCCAAUGGCCCACCCCGACAAACUUCCUGAAAACAAAAGUGAAAGAUGGGCUUGUUGAGUACACUGAUGAGUAGCUUAUAGAAAGACCUAGCAUUAGUGUAGUAGACCAACUUCUGUCCAAUAGGCUAUAUGGCUAGUAGUGAUGCAAUUUACAUCAGAAUUGGUCUUAAAAAGUGGCAAGUCCAAUUAAAUGUCAUGUUAGAAAAAUCAGAGUAAAUGGAGAAGAAAGGCUAAUGGAGAUUUUAUAACUUCUCCCUGACAGAUAAUAAUAAUAAUAAUAAUAAUAAUAUGCCAUUUAGCAGACGCUUUUAUCCAAAGCGACUUAGUCAUGCGUGCAUACAUUUUUGUGUAUGGGUGGUCCCGGGGAUCGAACCCACUACCUUGGCGUUACAAGCGCCGUGCUCUACCAGCUGAGCUACAGAGGACCACAGAUAAAUUGGACUUCAUGCUUUACAUUCUUAUCACUUCAGAUUCAGUAUGAUACUGUCUGUUUUCACACUGUUCAGUACUCUAGAUAAACCAUGUAAUUACUAUAUCAAAUGACUGUGGCCUAAUAUGAAUCACGAUGGCUCUAUUAAUGUAAUUAACCAACUAAAGUAGAGCUGGGCUGAUCCAUACAGGACAACACUAGUAUUUGGGUCAGUGGGUAAGCAUAACUACGUCCCAAAUGGCACCCUGUUCUCUAUAUAGUGCAGUACUUUUUACCAGGACCCACAGGGCUCUGGUCAAAAUUAAGGCACUUUUUAGGGAAUAGGGUGUCAUUUGGGACGCUACCCUGCAGAUUAAUAUCUGUUACUCUCUGAAUUACAGUUCCUCAUUGCUUAAUUACUCAUGUCCCCACACCAUGUUCAGAUGUUAGACUGCUCACGAACAUCACAAGAAUUCACUCAAUCCCCAAUUCAGUUAAGUCUUCAGGAUUUAAUUGGGUGAAGAUAAGAGGGUGUAGAUAAAUACAAUUAAAUGAUUCCAAUGCCACCGUUUUCUCGUAGUUGAAAUUACCACGCUUCCCAGAUCCUCCCCCUGUAUUUAUUUAUUUAUUUAUUAGAACUACCGUAUAUUGUAGGGUGUCCAAACAAAACGCAUAUUUUGACCAUGGGUAAAAUACCUCAUGUCUCUAUCAUAAUCCGUUCAAAAGUUAUUGGAGUUUUUACCCUUGUAGGAUGGCCAAAUCAAUGGAGGCCAGAGAAAAAAGAGUGGUCAGAAGUAAGGAAAAUUGCACAGCGUCACGUCAGCUAGGCUGGAUGCUGUGCGAGAAUGAAGGCUACUGGACAUGCUCACUUUUCCGUUGAACUCGUCAUCUUUCAUCUCGAGUCCGCAGGAUAUAAAACAAUAUAGAGGUAAGAUAGAUCGAUUUUGAGACAUGACAUGUAGUAUUUUCAUAUUUUAGGAUAUGCUUUUCAUAUUAAUGCGAAAUUCUUUUUCGAAGGUUUUUCACACAAACAAGCAUAUCUCUGUGAAAUGUCAACCAAGCACUGAGCUUACUGCAAGCUUUUUAUUUUCAAAGCCUUUUACAUUUAAUUCAUCCCGUGCCAUGCUAAUUUAGCUUUUUGCGACCCACGGAAACAACUUGAAGACUACCACCACAACAUGUAAAAUCCUCAAAAGGAGCUUGGUGCUUAUUAUCUGAUGUAUUAGGAUACGAAAUCCGACUUUUUGGAUACUGUUAAUGAAAUGUUAGAUAAAUACCCCACUGAACGAUUCAGAAUAUGAAUAAUCAUAUUUGUCUUGUUAAAUGUAUUUUAUAACAUAAGGAAGUGAAAUUUCAUCUCCAAAGUGUGUUUUCACCAACUCUGGGCAUAUUGGGUGGACACCCUAUAUAUUGAUGCCACUGGUUUAGUUAACAUGUUGGUGAAUGGGAUUUUAGAUGUGAGCUGUUUAGACUAAGGCUAACAGCUUAAACUCUCCCCUGUGCUAACUAAGCACCCCCUUCGACUGAUGAUGCGUCAACCUUUUACCAAACAUUAAUCUGUAACAAAAGAAACACCAAUCUCUCUGUUAUGUUUGACUUUAUGACAUAGAUUAACAUGACUGUGUGAACCUCACUGUUCUUCUGUUAAGUGUUCAGAGAGAGCAUGGCUAGGUUUAGAAUAGAUGGGCACCUUGUAGGCGGCAGCACAUUUAGACCAAAGAGUAAAAUAUUUUGGUUGCGGAAAUUAAACUACUUUUCUCCCACCACUAGGCAGUAUUAGGCCUGUCCUCAAGCCAAUAAAAUACUUUGUUGCUGAUAUGUAGCCUAAUUCUUGCUUGUGUUCUACUAGGCACAGUUCAGAACUGUCAUGGAUAUAGGCCUAGAAUAGAUGUUUGUGUUGAGCCCUGUUGGUGGGUUUGGGAUGGAUGAGUGGGAGUUGACUCUAGAACCUAGUUAACGGUCUUUCAUCUCUCUGUUUAGCUUGAUCUACUUCAAAACCUUCGCCACCAGUUUCAAGUACGUAAAGGACAAUAUCACUGUGGUUUUUGCGGGAGUAAAAACUAUACUGAAUGGGGUUAGAUUAAACUGUCACAUUGGGUAUGACGCUCAGGCAAAUGUUUGUUAUAACAGUUUUUAGUUGUUAUUUUGAUCCAUUAUCUUCAGACAUUUUAUUUACAUUUACAUUUUAGUCAUUUAGCAGCCACUCUUAUCCAGAGCGACUUACAGUUAGUGAGUGCAUACAUUUUUCAUACUGUUAUAAACUGCUGUUAUAUGCUGUUGUAUUUGGGAUGGAAAAGGACAUUAAUUCAGUUUUGCAGGACAGUGCAUUGUGCAAUAGGAUAUGUGUCUUAAGUUGUUACUGUAGAUGGGCCAUAGGUUAUUAUUCUGAAACUCACAUUGAACCCUUCAUUCUCCAACUAAAGGGUUUUCCUAACUGGAAACAUGAUUCCUGUGUAGAAUUGUACCAGAGGUCCCAGGUUAAUAGAUGAUUGAUUCCCUCUGGAAUCUGUCAUCACGUGUGGUGUGUGUCAUCAGACAUUUAAAUCAUGGGUAUUCAGGUACUGCAUGGGGUCUGCGAAAAUUAUUUGUAUUUUUUAAAAUUGUUAUUUCAAUGUUUUUAUGAAUAUCGCUAACAGAAUAAACAAAAGUUUAAUUACAUACCUACAGUAGAAAAGAGGAGAAUAUCAUAUUUCUAAUAAUGUCCACUUUAUUUCUCCUACUCCUAAUAUUGAGCAAAUUACACUCAUUGAAGCCAAUUACACUCACAGGAGUAUCUGCCCUAGGCUUUGAAAAAGCACCCGUGAAUAGGCUACCAGUGUGGCAAGCAGCUGGUAAGCUUUCUUGACUUGGACAUACAUUUUUGCCUACACAUGGCUUACCUUUGUUUAUCCAGCUAAACAGCUGCUCUUAGCGAAAAUGUGUUUGGAGUUACCCUUCUAGCUAAUAGGCUGUUAGUUUCCACUUCUUCCAAUUAUAAUGUGGGGAGGUCAAAAUAAUGAAAAACUAUUCACAAUCUAUUCAUUUAAAAAUGUUAAUUACUUCUCCUUGCCAUUCACGUGAUAAGACAAGAAAAAAUGUUUUGCUAAAGUAUGAUGGGGUCCCUAGGCAAGAAAAGGUUUGACACCUGGUUUAAAUUCUCAGGGAAAAGUGUCACCAGGUGGCCAAACAUGUUACUACAGUGCACUCUGAAUAUAAGAAUCCUAGAUAUAAGAAUUAACCACUUACAGUGGUUUUUAAACAGUGGGACAGAAGUAUUUCUAAACUGUAGUUAACAAUGGCGACUUACUUACUGGGACUGAUGUGAUUCUUAUAGCUAAUGUGAUUCUUACAAGGCUGGUGCACUGUAAUGUGAAAAAGAGAGGAAGAUGAGUGCAACAUGUAGUGGUGCAGGUUGGGUAAUGUGGUUCCUUUUUGACCUCCCCACCUCUACCCUGCCUCUAUCCUCUACCCUCCUCUACUCCCUACCAUUCUCCCUGUCCCGCCCAUCUCAGGUCCCAGAGACCAGUCUACUGCCAGAGGUAACCCCCCAGGAUGAGGGCAAGAUCUGUGUGGUCAUUGACCUGGACGAAACGCUGGUGCACAGCUCCUUCAAGGUAGCACACACACACACACUCUUAAUAAGAAACUAUUGGAAAACCUUGACCUAUUAUCUCACCACAUAUCAAAGAUUCAGAUAAAUGUUGUUUUGAUCCUGUGCAGUAUAUAAUGGCAUGAUCCAUAGCUCUUACUUCACUUGUUUGCAACAACAAGCUGUAAUCUCGUGGCUCAGUUGGUAGAGCAUAGCGCUUGCAACGGCAGGGUUGUGGGUUCGAUUUCCACGGGGGACCGGUAUGAAAAUGUAUGCACUCACUACUGUAAGUCGCUCUGUAUAACAGCGUCUGCUAAAUGAUUAAAAUGUAAUCAUUUGAUUUAAGUCCUCGUUGUUUGUGUCCGUCUCACUUGUAGAUCCCCCUAUAAGUCUGUGUGUCCUAGGUAGUAAUGGACAGCUGUUAGCUGGAUCAGGUAGCUCAUUACACUGGCUGGGAGAGUGAAAGAGGAGAUGAUGAUCCUGUAAACACAUUCAUCAACAAAUCAAUGGUCACUGGCAGACAGACCACUGUUGUACAUGUCCCCCCUAGUUGACAUGUUUCUCUUGAUAGGGCAUGAUUUCGAUAGGGCAUCACAGCUUUUGGUGGGCAGGAGGGCUUAGUUUUUUUCCUCAUUUAAAACUUGGCUUUUAGAUGCGUUUUAUCAGAAUAUAUCAUCUCUGUUAGCCCAGAAGUCAAAUCUUGCGUCAGUUGGUCAGCUGUGUGAUUAACUUCUGUUUUCAUACGUGUUAGAAAUUGAGAGUUCCGACAAAAACGAAGUCUCCACCCUCACAAACUCAGUCAAAGCCCCCCCCCCCCUCUUCCUGUCCGUGUGGACACACACGCAAAGCACUCAAGGCGAAGCAGUUUAAGCACCGCCUUCGCCCCAUCCAUUUACGUCCACAUAACCAGUGACGAAACCCCCCAAAACGGAACUAAUGCUGCUCAGAUCUCGCGCAUUCCAUUCAGUCCUGGCAGAUUCUCUCGGUCUACACACAGAAUCUGGCAACGGGAGAUUACAGAAUAUCUAACUUUUGUAGUUAAUGUAUAUGUUUGUCUUUUGCAUGUCACUGCAACUGGUUUUAUUUGUUCUGAAAACUGUGAUGGUAAAUGGUUGUCCUUCUCUGAUCCUGUAGCCCAUCAGUAAUGCUGACUUCAUUGUACCUGUGGAGAUUGAAGGAACAACACACCAGGUAACUAACAAUGACUAUGGCAAUGGCAUUCAGAUCAACACACACGGAUUGUGUGUGUAUAUACUGUGUGCUCCAUCGGACAAAUUCAAAUAAUCAACCUCCCUGUGGUUAUGUUUAGCUAUUGCAGCCCAUUGAAGAAGUAUAACUGCUUCUGAAAUUGAACGCAUUUAACGUUAAUACAUUAAAUCAAAUUUGAAAUCAAAAGUAAUGUGUAAAUGGAACAUUUGUUGUAUAAAUGUGUUCUCUUCCAUGAUCAAGAUGGAUAUACUUAGUAGUUAUUGUAGAAGUCAUAUCUACAUAUGUAUCAAUUGUAAAAAUGUUAAAGCUGUAUAGUACAGUUAAGCCAGGGGUCAGCGAGGCCUCCCUCACCCCUCUCCGGCCUCCUCGCCGUGGGACACUGGCCACAGCUCUUUGGCCUCGGCCUGAUUCAAGUAAUCCAGGAUAGGCUGGUUCCUGCCAGCACGGCCUAUUCUCGAUUACUUGUUUCAGGAGGCGGCUGCCAACUUCCAACACACCCUCUGCAACGAUCACACCGACAGACGCUUGGACACGUUCCCUGACCCACAGACGGAAUGAAUAGGAAAGAGCAGGCAGACCAAACAGGGAGGCAGGCCUCCAUUGUAUUCAAUAAAUGUUUAACCCUUUUUUUAACCUUUCUGUUCCUUUUUUUUAUUUUUUUAUACGUUGGCUUUAUUUUAUUUUAUGAAAUGUUGAACCAGGUUGUUGAAUGGAUGAAAGAUGGAUCCACUUGUGCUCACCAGCCUUUUUUCACUGUUGCCUUUUCAAUUAGCUAACACAUUAGGCUUGUUAAGCCAGGUGAGUAGACUCUGUAGCCAGUGAAUAACUUUGAUCAGAUUGCAGAUCAAUAGAUACUGUGGUCCUUACAGACUGGAGUUGUGUGGAGUUGCUCCAGUCAGUUAGUUAGUCCAUAGACUAGUGUUCAUAGAUGGUCGCUGCUAGAUAGCUGUACUUGAUUCUCCUAGCCAGAUGCUUUUAACCGUGCUGUGACGUGUCCCAGGUUUACGUCCUGAAGAGGCCACAUGUAGACCAGUUCCUCCAGAGGAUGGGAGAGCUGUUUGAGUGUGUUCUCUUCACUGCAAGUCUCGCAAAGGUAACAUUGCUUUUUCUGUUGAUUUGGAAAAUUAACUGGUACUUAUUCCAUUUACUACCCCUGGUGGCGAGGAGAUAUGCCUCUUGAAAAAGUAGCAAUUCCAGCAAUGUUAAAGGGAUACUUCGGGAUUUUGGCAAUGAGGCCCUUUGUCUACUUCCCCAGAGUUGGAAGAACUUGUGGAUACCAUUUUUAUGUCUGUGCCCAGUAUGAAGGAAGUUAGAGGUAGUUUUGCUAGCGCAAAUGCUAACUAGCGUUGUACAAUGGCUGGAAGUCUAUGGGUAUCUGCUAGCAUGCUAGCAGAUACCCAUAGACUUCCAGCCAUUGUGCUAUAACGCUAGUUAGCAACUAACCUCAAACCGCUGCAGAGACAUAAAAAUGGUAUCCACGAGUUUAUCUGACUCUGGGGAAGCAGAUAAAUGGCCUCAUUGCCAAAAUCCCGAAGUAUCCCUUUAAGUCGUCUGUACCACCCAACAUACCACUCUCCCCUUACAUCCUACUCUCUGUCCUACUACCUGCCUGGCCUUCUACCUUUCUGUUUCUAUCUUUUUCUCUCCCUUUCACCUUCUCCUCCCGUCUCCCCUGCAGUAUGCAGACCCAGUGACCGACCUUCUAGAUCAGUGUGGUGUGUUCCGGACGCGUCUCUUUCGGGAGUCCUGUGUGUUCCAUCAGGGCUGCUACGUCAAGGACCUGAGCCGCCUGGGCCGCCAGCUCAACAAGACCCUCAUCCUGGACAACUCCCCCGCCUCCUACAUCUUCCACCCUGAGAACGCUGUGAGUCCUGCUGCCCAGCCUGAGCUUUACUGUAUCACCAAAGGCCUUACAGGCCUGUCCCAAUGUAGAAUCACUGAGGUGAUCUUCCUGUUUUAAGCAAGGAGCUAUUUGAUCCCAACAUGCCAGUUUUAUUUUCUGAAUGUGUGUUUUAAACUGUGGAAAUCAACAUUUCCCAACUGCAGUGACAGAAAAGGUUAUUUCCUUCAUUAAUAGCCUUAUUUCUCUAAAAUGUCAAAUGUUUUAAUCUGUGUGUGUGUCCUCAGGUGCCUGUGGUGUCCUGGUUUGAUGACCUGGAGGACACAGAGCUGCUGAGCCUCCUGCCCGUCUUUGAAGAGCUGAGUGAGGCGGACGACGUCUAUGCCAAACUACAGCAGCUACGAGCCCCCUGA